UAUAGACACUGAUUAGAUAUAUAGAACCAGAGAAAGAUCGGAUACAUAGCAAAAUGGCUCCAAGAACCAAAAGUUCUUCACACCAAGAGAAAGAAACUCUGAGACACUUCACCCAUCCUCAACAUGUACUAAUGAAGCAAGCUUUCGAAGAUAUACAAAACGAAGGUUAUGAUAAUGACGAGUUUGUAUGUGAUGGAUGCGGCAUGGAUGGUUCUGGUGUUAGAUAUCACUGCAAACAAUGUGGUUUCGAUCUCCACGAGGAUUGUGCAACAUGUCCUGAGGAUAUCACCUCUUACAUUCAUCCUAAUCAUCCAUUGCAACGGAUGUGGAAGGGACCAGAUGGUCAGUCGCGUCCUUGCAAUGUCUGUGGUGAUCAAGUCAAAGGUCUUUUCUACAAAUGCUCAUCUGGUGCUGCUGAGAAACGCUACGGGCUGCAUUACUUCUUCAUUCAUCCCGUAUGCUCCAAACUGCAAUUGCAAAUGCGCCAUUCAAUUGACGCAAAUCAUCCACUCAAGCUUCAAUCGGUUCCAGUAAUUCGUGAGGCCUGGUGUGCUAUCUGUAGAAAACUUGUUUCUUCCGCUUCGUGGAGUUACAGAUGUGAUCCGUGUGGAGUCAAUAUUCAUCCUCAGUGUAUUACACUUCCAUAUCAAAAUGUUCAGUCUUCUGGAACUCGUUCUUCUGAAAAUCAAUCUUCUGGAACUCGUCCUUAUGGAAAUCAAUCUUCUGGAACUCGUCCUUAUGGAAAUCAAUCUUCUGGUACUCGUCCUUCUGGAAAUCAAUCUUCUGGUACUCGUCCUUCUGGAAAUAAAUCUUCUGGAACUCGUCCUUCUGGAAAUCAAUCUUCUGGAACUCGUCCUUAUGGAAAUCAAUCUUCUGGUACUCGUCCUUCUGGAAAUCAAUCUUCUGGAACUCGUCCUUCUGGAAAUCAAUCUUCGGGAACUCGCUCUUCCGCCGUAUCACAAGUGGAACAGGCUGCUGCAGAUGCGGAUGCUUUGGCAGCUGCUAUGUACGCUACUAAAAUAUCAGCAAAAUCAAAUAAAAAUAUUUUAGAUUGUAUUUAGUUAGUGCAUCCAACGUUUUGUGUUCAGAUUGUGUAUCUUACAUCCAUAGAAGAUCACCCAUUAUGAUAUGUCAAAGUGGCAAAUUUAUUUGCUUUUCUACCGUAAUAAGAUAUUAUGAUUUUUUUUUA
Messenger RNA from Papaver somniferum (opium poppy), 1189 nucleotides. RefSeq lists its product as uncharacterized. The transcript has a single exon. The coding region runs from base 54 to 1061 and encodes 335 amino acids. Lineage: Eukaryota; Viridiplantae; Streptophyta; Magnoliopsida; Ranunculales; Papaveraceae. The record is from RefSeq and is a predicted model, not a curated record.